AUGGCUCUUGUAUCCCGGAAGGUUGGUAUGUGGCUCUUGUGUCCCGGGAAGCAGAGCGGCCGCACACCUCUCCUAGCAGAGCGGCCGCAGACCUCUCGGAGCAGAGCGGCCGCAACACCUCUUCUCGGAGCAGAGCGGCCGCACACCUUCUCUGCAGCAGAGCGGCCGCAGACCUCUCAGCAGAGCGGCCACACAGCCUCUCUCACAGAGCGGCCGCAGACCUCUUCAGAGCAGAGCGGUCGCGACACCUCUCUCGUAGCAGAGCGCGAGACCUCUCUCGGAGCAGAGCGGCCGCACACCUCUCCCAGCAGAGCGGCCGCAGACCUCUCAGCAGAGCGGUCGCACACCCUCUGCAGCAGAGCGGUCGCACACCUCUCAGCGGCCAGAGACCUCUCUCGAGCAGAGCGGCCGCACACUUCUCCGGAGCAGAGCGGCCCACACCUCUGCAGCAGAGCGGCGCACACCUCCCGUAGAAGCGGCCGCAGACCUCUCUGGCGAGCGGCCGCACACCCUCUCUGGAGCAGAGCGGUCGACACCUCUCCGGAGCAGAGCGGCCGCGACACCUCUCUGCAGCAGAGCGGCGACACCCUCUUCGUAGCAGAGCGGCCAGACACCUCUCUCGCAGAGCGGCCAGAGACCUCUUCCUUGCAGCAGAGCGGUCGCACACCUCUGCAGAGCGGCCGAGACCCUCUGGGAGCAGAGCGGCCGCACACCUCUCUGGAGCAGAGCGGGUCAGAGACACCCUCUGGAGCAGAGCGGCCAGACACCUCUCAGAGCAGAGCGGCCGCACACCUCUCUAGCGGCCGCAGACCUUCGGAGCAGAGAGCGGCCGAGACCUUCUGGAGCAGAGCGGCCGCACACCCUCGUAGCAGAGCGGCCGCACACCUUCGGAGCAGAGCGCCGCACACCUCUCAGAAGCAGCCGCAGACCUUCAGCGGCCGCGAGACCUCUCUCUGUAGCAGAGCGGCCGCGACACCUUCCUCAGAGCGCAGCCGCAGACCUCUCUCAGAGCAGAGCGGUUGCACACCCUUCAGAGCAGAGCGGCCGCAGACCUCAGAGCAGACACCUCUUCGAGCAGAGCGGCCGCAGACCUCGGAGCAGGAGGCCAGAGACCUCUCGGAGCAGAGCGGCCGCGACACCUCUUCUCAGAGCAGAGCGGCCGCAGACCUCUCGGAGCAGCGGCCGCACACUCUUCAGCAGAGCGGCUGCACACCUCUCUGGAGCAGAGCGGCCGAGACCUUCUCGGAGCAGAGCGGCCGCGACACUCUCUUCGUAGCAGAGCGGCCGCAGACCUCUCGGAGCAGAGCGGGCGCACAUCUCUCAGAGCAGAGCGGCCGCACACCUCUCUCAGCAGAGCGGCCGCACACUGUAGCAGGACGCAGACCUCUCAGCGGCCGCACACCUCUCGGAGCAGAGCGGUCGCACACCUCUCUGGUAGAGAGCGGUCCACACCUCUCUCAGCAGAGCGGUCGCACACCCUCUCAGAGCAGAGCGGUCGACACCUCUCUCAGAGCAGAGCGGUCGCACACCUCUCGUAGCAGAGCGGCCGACACCUCUCCUGCAGCAGAGCGGUCGCACACCUCUGUAGCAGAGCGGUCGCACCUCUCAGUAGCAGAGCGGUCGCACACCCUCAGAGCAGAGCGGUCGCACACCCUCUCUGCAGCAGAGCGGCCGACACCUCUCUGUAGCAGAGCACACGCUCACACCCUCUCUCGGCAGAGCGGUCACGAGGCCACUCUUUCUUAUUUUUCAUAUGACGUCACAUAG
Messenger RNA from Homarus americanus (American lobster), 1767 nucleotides. RefSeq lists its product as uncharacterized. Bases 1 to 1767 code for a protein of 588 amino acids. The record is from RefSeq and is a predicted model, not a curated record. Lineage: Eukaryota; Metazoa; Arthropoda; Malacostraca; Decapoda; Nephropidae. The transcript is spliced from 7 exons.